CGGAACCGGAAGUGGAGCCGGAUCCUGGGAGCGGCGGGUGAGGUUCGCGCGGCGGGCGCGGGGCCGACCCGGGCGGACCGACCCAGCGGCGACGGAAUCAUUCCCAAAUGCCUGGAAGUUCUUCAUUGGAUUACUGUGUUUUAAACAGAGUUUUGUGACCAGCCUUUCAUCUUCAGCCGGAAAGAAAGAUGUGGAAAGCUUCGGCAGGCCACGCCGUGUCCAUCACCCCGGAUGAUGGGGGAGCUGACGACUGGGAAACUGACCCCGAUUUUGUGAAUGAUGUCAGUGAAAAAGAACAAAGAUGGGGCGCCAAAACUGUGCAGGGGUCCGGGCACCAGGAGCACAUCAACAUACACAAGCUGAGAGAGAAUGUUUUUCAAGAACACCAGACCCUUAAGGAGAAGGAGCUGGAAACAGGACCAAAAGCCUCCCAUGGCUAUGGAGGGAAAUUUGGCGUGGAACAAGACAGAAUGGAUAAAUCAGCUGUCGGCCAUGAAUAUCAGUCAAAACUUUCCAAGCACUGCUCGCAGGUUGACUCAGUCCGGGGUUUUGGAGGCAAGUUUGGGGUCCAGAUGGACAGAGUUGAUCAGUCUGCUGUGGGCUUUGAGUACCAAGGCAAGACCGAGAAGCACGCCUCCCAGAAAGACUACUCGAGUGGUUUCGGCGGCAAGUACGGUGUGCAGGCUGACCGCGUGGACAAGAGCGCCGUGGGCUUCGACUACCAGGGCAAGACAGAGAAGCACGAGUCACAGAGAGAUUACUCCAGAGGCUUUGGUGGCAAGUAUGGCAUUGACAAAGACAAGGUGGACAAGAGCGCUGUGGGCUUCGACUACCAGGGCAAGACGGAGAAGCACGAGUCACAGAGAGACUAUGUGAAAGGGUUUGGAGGAAAAUUUGGUGUGCAGACAGACAGACAAGACAAAUGUGCCCUUGGCUGGGAUCACCAGGAGAAAUUGCAGCUGCAUGAAUCCCAAAAAGAUUAUAAGACUGGUUUCGGAGGCAAAUUUGGUGUUCAGUCCGAGAGGCAGGACUCCUCUGCUGUGGGGUUUGAUUACAAGGAGAAACUGGCCAAGCACGAGUCCCAGCAAGACUAUUCCAAAGGAUUUGGUGGGAAAUAUGGCGUGCAGAAGGAUCGGAUGGAUAAGAACGCUUCAACCUUUGAAGACGUUGCAAAGGUGUCCUCUGCUUACCAGAAGACGAUCCCUGUCGAAGCCGUCACCAGCAAAACCAGUAACAUCAGAGCCAACUUUGAAAACCUUGCCAAGGAGAAGGAGCAGGAGGACAGGCGGAAGGCGGAGGCGGAGCGAGCACAGAGGAUGGCCAAGGAGAGGCAGGAGCAGGAGGAGGCCCGGAGGGAGCUGCAGGAGCAAGCCAGAGCCAAAAAGCAGACGCCCCCUGCGUCCCCCGCUCCGCAGCCAGCUGAGGAGGGGCCGCCCACCAGCCCCGUCUAUGAGGACGCGGCUUCAUUCAAGGCAGAGCCAAGCUACAGUAGCCCCGAGGGCGGGAGUGAGCCGGAGCCUGUGUACAGCAAGGAGGGCGCCGACUACCAGCAGGCCAGCAGCCUGCAGGGCCCGGCCUAUGCCCCGGAGGCUGUCUAUGAAACCACAGAGGCCCCCGGCCACUACCAAGCAGAGGAAAAUGCCUAUGACGAAUAUGAAAAUGACCUGGGGAUUACGGCCAUUGCCCUCUAUGACUAUCAGGCUGCGGGAGAUGACGAAAUCUCUUUUGACCCUGACGACAUCAUCACCAACAUCGAGAUGAUCGAUGACGGCUGGUGGCGUGGGGUGUGCAAGGGCCGCUACGGGCUCUUCCCUGCCAACUACGUGGAACUGCGGCAGUAGGUGCCCACCAUGCUGCAGGUCAUGCCUCCGCCUGUCCUCCUUUCAUCUUUGAGGGUGGGGUGGGGAAUAUACAUACUGCUUUUAUAUUUCAUACUUUUGCUGAUGCUUUCGACAAUGUUUACGCCACAGAAUUUGCUAAUAUAUUGUAUGAUGUUCCUGGGAGGACUUUGGUAAUUGUUUUUAUGCAUUUAAGGUGUUUUCCUUCUUUGCCAAAUAGACUGUCAAGUGUAGCCACUUCAAGGACCUUUAGUUCUCUUGAGGUCAGUAGUGUGUGUUGUCCCUGUGCCCAUCUCGAGCAGGCAGGGUCCUGAAGGACAAACCCAAGGUCUUUCAUGCUGAUAUCUGGCUCGAUGGUGGGUCCUGGGUGAGGGUGUCUCUGGGAGUCUCAGUGUUUGGAAGAAGAGGGAAAGUCCUGAUGGAAAGUCACAAUGGAGGCAAACGGCUAGAAAGCACAGCAGCUUCAGCAUUGGGUGGAGAACCCCACACCUGUCAUCUGUGACAUCCCCAGGUGCUCAGAGACUUGAAGCAAAGAGCCGGUCUUUCUCCUGGGCCGCCUUCUUGGCUCGUCCUGUCUCUACACCUUCCCUGAUGCCUUGUCUCAGGAGGGUGGCUGAGCCUCUACUCCUGCCCCCGCCAUGGAGUCUCUGAGUCCUUCGAAUGGUCCCUUCUCUCGCUUGCCUCCAGAUCUGGACCCACAGUGCAAGGCUCUGGGGCUUACCGGGAAGGUGGCGGCUAGUGCUGGGCUCAGCCUAUUGGCACUAGGCCUGCGUCUUGACCACCGCUCAGUCUCCUGGACGUGGUGUAGCUGGGGAUGUGGUGUGUAUGUCUGUUGUGACAAAAUGGUCCCCCAGCCGUGGGAAGGCAGGGACUAUUGUGAACUGCCAGAAACAUUCUUCCCAUCCAGGGAGUCGUGCUGUUUUUGCUAAAAUAUGAUGUUCAAUUACAGUAAAAUUUGAUCACUUGACUUGGCUAAAAAUGAGUGUUCCUGCCCCAGAUGCCCUGGGGCAGCCCUUGGACACUGCUGGCCCCUCACUGCAUGGAAAAACCCACCUCCCCCGAGAAACCAGGAGGCUGGACCAGUCUAAUCACGCACACAGUCGGGUGGACAGUGUCUCUUUCCAAAAGCUCACGUGGACAUGUCUCAGGUGUUUGGGGCAUUGGAUGAUUGUAAGGCACGUGCUUUCUUUCCUGAAGUGCAUUUCUGCAUAAUCCUUCUUUACCACAGCUAGGUUGGGUUUUAUAUGCAACUUGCUGUAUCUGAAUUUCUGUAGCACACCUCAUAGAUAUGGUUUUUUAAAAUUAAAUACUCAGAAUAAACUUUU
Molecule: messenger RNA, 3163 nt
Organism: Cynocephalus volans (Philippine flying lemur)
Lineage: Eukaryota; Metazoa; Chordata; Mammalia; Dermoptera; Cynocephalidae
Gene: CTTN
Product: cortactin
Exons: 18
Coding region: 189-1841 (550 amino acids)
Biological process (GO): regulation of actin filament polymerization
Cellular component (GO): cortical actin cytoskeleton; site of polarized growth; actin filament
Molecular function (GO): actin filament binding
Source: RefSeq, a predicted model, not a curated record